This is a messenger RNA of Cryptomeria japonica (Japanese cedar), 1535 nucleotides long. RefSeq names its product lysine-rich arabinogalactan protein 19. The coding region runs from base 222 to 1286 and encodes 354 amino acids. The transcript is spliced from 3 exons. Lineage: Eukaryota; Viridiplantae; Streptophyta; Pinopsida; Cupressales; Cupressaceae. The record is from RefSeq and is a predicted model, not a curated record.
UUGUUAAGCAAAACUUUAUCUUGCAUUCAUUUCCAUGGCAAUUACAGGUGUCUAAUGGUGGCCGAAAGCUGCCAUACUAGUUACUGUGACAAGGACUAUCGUAUAUACAAUUUUAUAUGAAUUUACGCUGAAGAAGCGGGUUGUUGAGAAUCGGGCUCUUUUUAUUUGGUGGACUUCGUUGUUCUCAUGAGGAGUCACUCUCAGCCUCUUGUUUAUUCUGGAUGCCUAAUCAUGUUCUUCUGUCAUCCACACUUAUAAUGAUAGCCAGUCAUUCUCUCUGCUCAGUGAUUACAGUAAUCAAAGAGGCUGCAGCGGAGGCCACUUCUUCAGUGUACCCGCCACACAAGAAAAUGGAGCUGAAUUGGAACAUUAAAAUAAGCAUACUUAUAUGCUUGUGUGUAGCUGCUACUUGUAGCAGAGCCGAUGAAAAUGGUGGCGUAGUAGGCACAGUUUUGGCGGCGGCAGAAACCCCCAAAGCAAGCCUCGCCCCCGCUUCAACCCCUCCAGCACCACCAGCUGCGACUCCUAAACCCUCCAAAUCGGCUCCAGUAGUGCCGCCGCCAUCAAAAGCUCCGCCUGCAAGCUCCCCUGCAGAGCCGCCGACCGCUAAAGCUCCGCCUGUAAGUGCCCCUGCGAAGCCGCCGCCCGCUAAAGCUCCACCUGUAAGCGCCCCUGCAAAGCCACCGCCCGCUAAAACCCCAGCAAAAUUACCAUCCAAAACCCCAAAAGCUCCAGUCGAAGCGCCAACAAAGCCCCCGGCCGCAGCUCCGCCAGUUUCCGCCUCGGUUCCAGCGGCUACGCCAGUGGAGGCGCCAAGCCACGCCCCUCCAAAACACAAAACACCGCCAACAAUGGAGACUCCGAGUCCAGCACCAGUGGUGGAAUCGCCGCCUCCUGCACAUAAAAAGAAGCAACCUGUAGAAGCCCCGGCCCCGACUGUAGAAGCUCCAGCGCCGGCCGGUCACAAAAAGAAGAAACCUGUAGAGGCCCCUGGACCGGCUGUAGAGGCUCCAUCACCAGUAAUGGAGGCACCGGCACCGGCUCCGACAAAGCAUAAGCAUAAGCCGAAGCACAAGAAGAAGGGCCAAAAGCACCACCACCACGCCGCUCCUGCGCCCGCUCCUAGCCCCCCCGCGCCUCCGCUUUCUCCCGAGCCUUCUCAGUCCGAGGAACUCAGCUCCCCUGCUCCUUCACCAGAUACACCGAACGCUGGAUCGAAGACCUUCGCUGCCGGAUUUGUGUGGAUCACCAUGAUUGCCUCGUCAUUUGUCUUCUUCAUUCUGUAGAUCUCUGAUAUUCUCCAUUGCAGGGCAUGACUACUACUCGUAGUCGAUUUUGAAUCUUUUUAUUCAUUCGUGACAUUUUUUUAUUUGUUGGAUUAUUUGCAGAAAUGAGAUGUAAGGAUGAUUUGUAUUUGUUUACAUGAAAUUGGAGAAUCAUUUUCUUCUCUGCCUGAAAUGAUGCGGUUUCAGGGUUUGUUGUCCUCUGUUACUGUACUAAAAUAAAUUGUAAUAGAGUUCGGUCUGAUUUUCAUA